GGAGCGAAGAAUCUACGCAUGCGCGGUGCAGCCGAAGGGCCGAUGGCACCUACUGUCCAGACCACACACCACCACAACCAUUAGUGCACCAAUACCAGGGUUUCUUCGAACAACAGCCGCAUAAGAGAUAUGAAUGAGGACCACGUCGUUCUCCCUGGAGGUUAUAACCCUUCUCUUCCUCACACUGAUCCCCUGGCCGGGACCAUCGGUGUUCAAGAUUACCUGCUCUCGUGACAACUCCAAAAUCGUAAGGAAAGUCAUACAAAACAAAUGGCUCCCAGUCUUAGAAAGGUUUCAGGUAAAGCUUCCCCUGGAGUGUCCGUUCCAUCCGGCGCGAGACAUCUUCGCGCCACAGCACGCGGCCAAGCUGCGUCACCGCGCGUCGCAGUGGACGUGCGCCUUCUGCGGCAAGUCCUUUUACGAGGAGCGACACCUCGACACGCACUUCGACCAGCGACACAAGAACCAGAUUAACAAGGCAGAGGACGCAGUAUGUCUUGCGGACUACUGCGACAUAAUGCGAUGCCAAGUGCUGAUAGCACAUGGGUCGCUGAGCAGCGUCGGCGGGCCGGGCACCGACGUCGAGGUGUGGCAGGACCUCGAGGCGGCGAGGAAGGCGCUAGCCCCGGCCGCGGCAAGGAGUAUGGCACGGGUGCCUGCGCGCCGGAGACACCGUCCGCGACCGACGCCUGCGCCGCCCGUCACCGACUGUCCGAAAAAAGAUCCUAACAGUGACGAGCCUGAAGUAGGAGAAAAGAGAACAGAGGAUAAUGACAGCGACGUUAAUCAAACAGCAGAGCUAUGCGAUGCAGACACAGUGGAGUCAUCACUACCACCAGACAGUAGGCAGCGGCGGUUAGCUGACUUGCAGGCAGAACGGGCCGCCUGCGACCCUACUCGCCUCCAAGGAUUAAAGGUGCGAUGCGAGAGGGUCGUGCAUUCCUGCAUCGCUACACUUCUUCUGCAUCUCACACAACACCAGUUCACGGAACUAGAAGAUGAGAUGCAGCGCGCAGUGUGCUGGUACCUGAGCUGUGACCGGUACUGGGAGGACACGGCCCCGACGGCGCGCGCCUUCCCGUGGCCACUGCUGCUGGCCCUCGCUACCGGCCUGGCGCUCGCACUCUGCAUGUGCUACUAUAUCAUCUGGAUCGUCUUCGAUUCCGAAGAGGGCAGCGUAGCAGGCAGCGCGUCGGUUUCAAUGACGACGCACUCGUCGCCCACUCGCGCCGAGCGUCUGGCAGCCGAAGAAGCUAUGCUAGAGGACCCUGACCACGACGACCAUUACAUCUACGUCACCUACCCGCCGGAGCUCAAGCGACGCCUGCUCGAAAGCUGCUACAAUAGAACGACUCGUCUAUGAGAGCCAAUCGUCCAUCCCAAUAUUGUGCAUGCGUACCGUACCAACGAGUAGUAACCUCAUUAACUGUCAUUGUUCAAAAUUCUUCAAAAGACUCAAUAUAACUACUUGAGUAAUUCUAAACGUCUAUUUCAUGUCAAGGGCACCGAACAGCAGUGAUAAGCAUAUACAGAAGAAAAUGUUUAUUAAAAUUAACUUUAUACAUUUACGCAUUGUUUAAAAUUGCAUGGGGUUUUGGUAGAAACAACACUGGAUGUUUUUAAUAGUGUUACGCAAUUUGAACUGUGUUUGUAGAUUGAUAAAGUCGAUUUUGUUAUCUAAAUAUUUGCUUCUGUUCUACCUGGCAAAGAAGUAGGCUUUAAAAGUACAACGUUCGGUUGUUGCAGAAUUUUGAAUUAAUGUCAUAAAAUGUUGGUGUAUGUGUAUGUCAACAAAAUAGAUGUAAUUCAACAGUUCUGUUUCUUAUUUCUUGAUCAGUUUUUAACCGACUUAAAAAAAGGAGGUUGUAGGGGCGAUGGUAUGAUAUUUUUUACCAAAGCUUUGUUAGCUGUACAAAAAACGAAUGCUUGAUUUGUAUAAUGAUAAUUAAUAAGAAACAGAACACUGGACAGUGUACCUUAUAGAGAAUUGAAUCUCAUGUUUUAUUCUAAAUUGUUCAUUGUUUUAAUCACUUUAGUACAAGUGUAGCUGUUAUUGUUUACCCAUAGAAGUAGUGUGCUUCGGAACUUGUGCCUAAUUUCCUUCUAGUUCAUGUUUUAAAUGUGAUUUUUCCAAAGUAGCUCAUAUAGAAAUUGUUUUCCUAAAUUGUAUACAAACAUUAGGCGUUUGUUGUCUGUCGAUCGAGUAAAUACGAAUAACUUACGUACAAAGAAUUAUAUUAGAAUCAGGAGAGUAUUAAUAACUUUACGGGGUUAUUUAUGUAACUUAUUUACUUAACAAUUAAAUUCCGAAAUUGCUUUGAAAAAAAAAAACGAAUCUAAAAAAAGGAAUGUACUCUAAAAUUGCCUUUUACUACCAAUAGAUAAAUUGCAGUGUUUUGAGAUACGGAUGUAUGAGGUAAAGGUUUGAUUACGAUAGGUUAGUUAUUUGAGAACUUUUGAUAGCUUGUGAUAAGUUUGAGCGUUGGUAAACACAGAGUUGUCUGAUAGAAGUAAGGGACUCGAAUGUAAGUUACGUGCUUUUGUAUUAAACGACAGCGAAUGUGUAGAACUAGGGAUCUUUGUAAAUAAAGUCUAAUUUUUCACUAAAUAUCUAUAAUACUAAAGAUCAUAAAAACUACUGAUAUUAUAUUAACGAUAUGAAUUGUUCGAUAACUGCUUUCACACGCCAUUAAAUGCUUCAAAGAGACUGAAGUAAGGAUAAAUACAUGAUUGUUCACCAACUAGUAUA
Pectinophora gossypiella (pink bollworm) is the source of this 2749-nucleotide messenger RNA. RefSeq lists its product as uncharacterized. The record is from RefSeq and is a predicted model, not a curated record. The transcript is spliced from 10 exons. Lineage: Eukaryota; Metazoa; Arthropoda; Insecta; Lepidoptera; Gelechiidae. Bases 134 to 1363 code for a protein of 409 amino acids.